AUGUUGCCGCGGUGUACCCGAACCAAAAGCGGCUGUAGCGCCGAGGCGCCACGACUCGGUGCUGCAACGCGAAGUGCGACCACUGCCACGUCCUGGUUUCUGUCCACCGCAUCUGUGUACGCUCGCGCUCUUACGUUUUGCACGUGUCUGUGUACUACGUUCGACCUGGUCGCGGCCGCCGAUUUUUCGGAUGCACCGGACGAAAUGUUGACGAGCGAUGCGACGGCUUCGAUCAAGAAGCAAAGCAAAGUCCAAACUACCAGCGUCCACAAAAAUUUUGCAGCGGAGGACCACACGAAUGACGGCGGGAACGCCAUGACGAUUCUGAAGUUACAGAAGGAGGUGGAAGCCCUCUCGCAGGAGAACGCGCUUUUGAUGGAGCAGGUAAGCCAGAAGCACGAAGAAGGGCUGCGGCGAGACGAAUUGGCACCGGCUACGACCUCUUUGUCUUCUUUGACUAAUGGCAAAAAGCAUGGUGCUGCGCAGUCGACAUCCUUUAUGGACAUAACUGCGGGGGAGAAGCAGAAUUUAUUCCCUACGGGAGGAGGAACGAACGAGACCAUGGAAAUUAUGGAGGACGAGAACACCGAAUUGGCGACGCUUGUGAACAUGCUCGUGCGCAACGGAGAAGCGUCCCUGGCGGCGCAAGAGCGGUUGGACGACGCCGUCGCCGCGCGGGUGCGCGCGGAGCUUUUGGAGCACAAAGCGAAACGGGAGUGGAGAAACGUCAGUAAGGUAAGAAAGUGGUGUGGGAAGUUCGAAAUUUUCCAUUGAACGCUUCGUAACCAGCAAUCGCAAGACGAUAGGAGGGUAUCUGUGUUUCAUUGCGGUAGGAAGCAUGUCUGUCAAAUUAAUGCUCCAGGUUUCCAAGGUAGGAGCUGACGCGGAUGGCGAUGAGAGAACUUUUUCGUGGCUCGGUCUCACCGCUACCCCUUGCUGCGGGUCGUUCUUCGGUUGCGGCGAAAGAGAAGAAUUUUUUCGGACAGAUCGAGUCUAUGAUUACCGGAGUUCUGGCGCAAUUCAGUGGCUUCGACAAGGACAAAAACAACGUGCUGGACAAGAACGAGUGCCCGGCGCCCCCGCCGGGUGCGGAUGCGAACAACGACGGAAAUCUCACCCCGACCGAAAUCAUCACGCACACGUACAACAACUUCAUUUCCGUGCUGGAAGGGGCCCGUCCAGGACACGGCGAGAAACAUGA
This is a messenger RNA of Amoebophrya sp. A120, 1201 nucleotides long. The record is from the annotation of a GenBank genome assembly. Lineage: Eukaryota; Dinophyceae; Syndiniales; Amoebophryaceae.